UUGGCAGUGUCAAUUACCGGAGAAGACCCGCACGAGAAGACCCAAUUACACGAGAGAGCCCCGGCCAUAUAUGGAGUGAUACAUAGAGGAGUGAUAUGCAAUGCCGCCAUUAUUGAGUAAAAAUCUGUUUUCUAAUUCAACAUGUCGGACCAUUUUAAAGAUAUUUAAAAAGUGAGAUCUAUAUGACAAGUUGGCUUAAGGAAGGAUUGGGAGUUUAAGCAUUGCCAAUAGAAAAUGUCUGAGACUACUAAGGAAAAAUACAGCGCAGAUCGUGCAUAACAUAUGGGUUCUCUAUUAUGACGUCAUGUGAGUCCCCAAAUAUACCUUUUACCGUCUUUCGAUCCCGAUUUCUCCAAGGUGUUGGUUUCGAUUCCGUGAUGAUACUUUUGUACUUUGGCGUGGUUCUGUGGAACGUCUUAACGCUUUUUUCAGUGUCCUAAACACAUUCGAUCAGCAAUUACAAUUUACUAUGGAAAUUGGAGGGCGUAGUUUGCAUUUUCUUGAUCUAUUUAUUACUAUUGUUAAUAGGAAACUGGUUACUUCUAUCUAUAGUAAGCCCACUGAUGCCCAUUUAUACCUUAGCGCUCAGUCAUCGCAUCCUAAGUCUCAGAUACGGGGUAUAGCUAAAGGUGUAGCUCUUAGGUUAAGACGUAUCUGUUCUGAGGAUAGUGAUUUUCUUGCUAUUAGUAAAAUAUACGCUAAGUAUCUGAUAGAUUGUGGUCAUAAUAGUACUCAUGUUAACCAGGUAUUUGAGGAAGUGGGUUCGAUGACUCGACAUGAAGCGCGAAAUAAAAAACCCAAAUCUAGAGGUGGGAAAUGUGUAUUUGUAACCAAAUACAAUCCUCACGCACCCAACAUCGCCAGCAUUUUGGCUAAACACCGUGAUAUCAUUGACACAGAUGAGCGUGCUAGCGCUAUUCUUCCCAAGGAUUCUAUCCAAGUAGCAUAUACCAGGGGUGCUAAUUUGAAAGAGCUGUUAGCCCCGUCUAACCCUUAUCGUAUUAUUGGGCCUGUUGGUCAAGGUUGUAUUAAAUGCACUGCCAGGAGAUGUGAUUGUUGUCAACAUUUCUUAAAACCUGGUGGUGAGUUUGUGUCAGCCGUGACGGGGAGAAAGUUUAGUAUUCGUAAGACUUUGACGUGUACCUCUGAGCAUGUUAUUUACCUAGCUGAGUGUGUGGCUUGUAAUCUGCAGGGCAUUGGUUCUACUAUUAAUUUCAAGCCCCGUUUAGCUAAUUACAAGUCCCACAUUAAACAUGGUCGUAGAACAUGCGGUGUAGUUAACCAUUUUAUUGAUAAGCAUGACAAUAAGCAUUUGAAAUUGAAGUUUAUGUUGAUUGAUCAAAACAAAGAGGAUUUAAGAAAGUGUGAGAACUUUUGGAUAGGAAUGUUACUGACUAAUUUGGGUGGUUUGAAUAGCACUCAUGACUUUUCUCAACAAUAGGCUAUAAUUUGUAUUAUGUAUUAUGCAUGUUCUUCUCCUUAUAUAUUGGACUUAUUUGUAUUAGUUAGUUAAUUUCUGAAGAAGGCUGCGGCAUGUGGCCGAAAAUUUAAGCUUAGUAUAUUUUUAAUAAAAUCUUUUAGUUUUACUUCUGGCCGUGGUAGUUACAAUUGUUUCCUAUAUGUCUUUGCUACCGAGCAGUGUGGG
Messenger RNA from Dendronephthya gigantea, 1645 nucleotides. RefSeq lists its product as uncharacterized. NCBI's taxonomy places the organism in Eukaryota, Metazoa, Cnidaria, Anthozoa, Malacalcyonacea, Nephtheidae. The transcript is spliced from 3 exons. The record is from RefSeq and is a predicted model, not a curated record. Bases 470 to 1441 code for a protein of 323 amino acids.